UAACACGUCUAUCGAUAACACAUUUGCCAGCUGUGCAGUUUUGUACGUAAAUACUCUAAAUUCACGCCUAGUUUUCUGAAAAAUGCUUCCCAAAUUGAGAAUAUCUGCUUUUCUGCUUAAGCGAUUGGAGCGCGUCAAGCUGCAGUGCAGUGGUUGUUUAUACGGCGUAUUUUAUGGAGAGAGCACUUUGCUGCUAUUGAGCUUUAACGUUGAGUCAAGUGUGGGUCAACUGAACUAUGAACAAAUACAGCACAAAUUCCCAGCAGAACUAGAUUUAUGUGGCUUGGUUAAAUUUGGUGACUGUACUGAUACAGAAGCUCAUCUUAACGAGAUAAUUUCAUCGGUGGACAUUACGGAUAAUCCGAUCCUGCUUCAAUGUCAACUGGGCACACUUGUCGGAUUGCGGGCAUCCUUUUUUAUUCAUGGCAAACUAGAGAAUGUGCCGUAUGAAGUCAUGGAGGCCUCACAGCUGUAUAACGACUUUUGUUUCACACGGUUAAAGUGUGGUUUCUUCUUGCAUACAUUGCCUACGCCGGAAGCCAUAGCCAAGGAGAUGCAUACGCUUCGGAAACGUGUUGCCGAUGGCAGCCUGGUCUUUAAUGUAGCACAAACGAAGAUCUAUGUGAGCAGCAACUGUGGAAUACAGCAUCAGAGUUUUAACUGUGAUUCACUUAUUGAGCAACUCAUCACAGAGAUUCCCACGCCAACGGACUCUUCUAACGGCGACAAGAAAAAGAAAACUGCUGCUGCUCCAGAUCUGGCCAAAUAUUAUGGCGCUGUAGGCUGUGCAUACGAUGUAAUCAAUAUCGAUGUCUUGCGCUCUCGCACACGCGAGCAUGGAGCAGGGGAUUCUUUGCCACAUCCAGCAUUAAGUGUUUGCAUUACAAAUGAGGAUUCCAUUAAGCAACAGGUGCCUCUGGAAUUGGAAGCAAUGGCGAUUCUCUGCAAGAAGACUAAGCUGCUGCGAUUGUACGAUGUGCUUAUAGAGAGCAUUUGCCGCUCGUUGCGACUCUUCGAACAGUGCCUUAGCGAGCGACUUACCGAGCAGGAGGCAACAUCGGAGGUUAAGCUGCUCGCGCCACUCACUUAUCAUUUUUACCCACAGGAAUUUGGACAUUUUUUAAGCUGUGCUUAUCUGGAACAACUGGGCGAUGAUGAGCCUAGCGUACAGGAGAAACGUAAGCGACUCCAUCGCCAGUUCGCAUUGCCUGCCACGCGACCCUACUUCAGACGUGCUAACCAGUGUCGCUUCCAGAAUGAUAUAGCUACUGUGGACCCGGCGACUUGGACGCCGCUGCUUAAUACGCACCUUGGCCUACGGCCCAGUGGCGUGACUGAUGGCAAAGAAUACCUAGUGAAUGGAAACUAUCACUACUAUCAUUAUUUGCAGCAGCAGGUACAGGACAAGGGCUGGGGCUGUGCCUAUCGUUCGUUGCAAACGAUUUGCUCUUGGUUCCUGCUGCAGGGCUACACUGAACGUCCGAUACCCACUCACUUAGAGAUACAGGAAUAUUUGCACAAAAUUAACGACAAACCGGCCUCUUUUGUGGGUUCCUCGCAAUGGAUUGGCUCCACAGAGCUGAGCAUGUGCUUGCAGGGCUUUCUCAAUGUGGAUUCCAAGAUAUUGCACGUUGCAUCUGGAGCAGAGCUCUCGACAAUAUCAUCGGAACUGGCCAUGCAUUUCCAAACCCAGGGCACGCCAGUAAUGAUCGGUGGCGGAGUGCUCGCACACACAAUAAUCGGCGUGGACUACUGUGUGCAAACGGGUCAGGCAAAGUUCUUGAUACUUGAUCCUCAUUAUACUGGAGCCGAUGAAUUGUCCACCAUACAAAUUAAGGGCUGGUGCGGGUGGAAGGGCUUGGAUUUUUGGGAUAAGAAGAGCUACUAUAAUCUCUGUAUGCCACAGCGGCCGAUUUUAUAUUAAACAUUUCAAUUAUGCAUU
Molecule: messenger RNA, 1942 nt
Organism: Drosophila hydei
Lineage: Eukaryota; Metazoa; Arthropoda; Insecta; Diptera; Drosophilidae
Gene: Ufsp2
Product: probable Ufm1-specific protease 2
Exons: 2
Coding region: 83-1924 (613 amino acids)
Source: RefSeq, a predicted model, not a curated record